AUGUCCGUUCGCUCGCUUAGUGGAGAUACGGACACGGACACGGACACGGACACGGACAAGGACACGGACACGGACAAGGACAAGGACAAGGACAAGGACAAGGACAAGGAUAAGGACAAGGACAAGGACAAGGACAAACACAGUCUAUCUGAGCCACCCAUUCUCAUAGCCCUCUGA
Molecule: messenger RNA, 177 nt
Organism: Aspergillus aculeatinus CBS 121060
Lineage: Eukaryota; Fungi; Ascomycota; Eurotiomycetes; Eurotiales; Aspergillaceae
Exons: 2
Coding region: 1-177 (58 amino acids)
Source: RefSeq, a predicted model, not a curated record